Glycine soja is the source of this 877-nucleotide messenger RNA. Its product is annotated as protein RDM1. The coding region runs from base 241 to 660 and encodes 139 amino acids. Lineage: Eukaryota; Viridiplantae; Streptophyta; Magnoliopsida; Fabales; Fabaceae. The record is from RefSeq and is a predicted model, not a curated record. Gene Ontology annotation, cellular component: nucleus; RNA polymerase V complex. The transcript has 3 exons.
CGCGAUGAAGAGGUCAUUUCCAUGGGAAAAUCAAAUUGAUGUCUCUUCUUCUUCUUCUCCAAACUCCCUUCGUCCCAACCCUCCAACUAUCCCUAACUCCCCCAUAGAUACCAAUUCCCAAGGUAGUAACUAAAACGUGGGGAAUUGCUUUUGGCGCUCAGGUGAAGAUAUUCUAGAAGCUUGUCUUCAGGCUAGUGGUAUCCAUGGUCUUCAUAUGAAGUCUGUAAGGUACUUGGGCCUAUGUGUGUUGCGUUUAGGCCUAUGGCUGCUUCUGCUAUUGAUGCACUCAUCAGACGGGCAGAAAUGUAUCAGGAUUACAUGAAGCAGAUCCCAAUCCCAAAUCAUCGAGGCACUAUGAUCCCAUUCACCUCAUGGAUGGGAUUAGGCAGAUCCAUGAAACAGAUAUACGAACAGCCUCUUCAUUACCUCACAAAUAUUCUCCUCAAGCAAUGGGAUCAGUUGAGAAUUGGCAGUGAGGAUGAAUACAAGCCCUUGGACACCAUAGUUCAUCCACACAAAGCUGAGGCCACCAUCUGGCUCAUUGAAGAAAUCCAUCGGCAAACCUCAUCGCAUUUUCAUCUUGCUAGUCUGUGGAAGGUGGACCCAAUGUACAAUGGUUUUGUUGAUUCCAUUUUCCCAACAUUAGAGCACACAUCAUGAAAAAAUGAAGCCAUUUAGUUUUGAGGCUUUGUACUGUAUCCUGCAAAUAUUGAACGACUUCCUUGAUACUUUCCUCUUACUUUUUUUUUUUUUUUUUCUGGUUUUGACUAUUUUCCGUUUUAUACAUGGCUGAAUCUCAGUAUGUCCCCUCAUCUCCUGGAGGCCAGGACACGUGAUAUUUCAGUCUUAGUCAAAAUCCUGGAUUGAAGAUUUUACA